AUGUUAAGGUUUUUAUUUUCUUUAAUUUUUUUGAUCCCUUUGUGUUUUUUAAAUUUUUGGUGAUUGAUUAAUUCUUUCUUGUUUUUCUUGUGUUUGUCUUUUUUUUUUGUUUUUCCUUAUUUUUUUUGUUGGGGUAAUCUUAGUUAUUUUUUAGGUUGUGAUUAUAUUUCUUAUGGUUUAAUUUUUCUUAGAUUUUGGAUUUGUUCAUUGAUGUUGUUAGCUAGAGAGUCAGUUUUUCGUUCUUCUUAUUUUUCUGAAUUUUUUUUGUUUAUGAUUUUGUUUUUGAUGAUUAUAUUAUUUUGUUCGUUUGGUAGUGUUGAUUUGUUUUCUUUUUACUUGUUUUUUGAGGGUAGACUUGUUCCUACUUUGUUUUUAAUUUUGGGUUGGGGUUAUCAGCCUGAGCGUCUUCAGGCUGGUAUUUAUUUGAUUUUAUAUACUUUAUUUGCUUCCUUGCCUUUGUUGAUUGGUGUUAUUGGGAUUUAUAAUUCUUCUGGUUUGCUGUGUUUUUUUUUUUUGUUUGAUCCUUGUUUGUCGAGAGUUUUUUUUUAUUUUUGCAUAGUCUUUGCUUUUUUGGUUAGGAUUCCUUUAUUUUUAGUUCAUUUGUGGUUACCUAAGGCUCAUGUUGAAGCACCUAUUUCUGGUUCAAUGAUUUUGGCUGGUGUUUUGUUGAAGUUGGGUGGUUAUGGUUUAAUUCGUGUUAUGGUUUUUUUAGUUAAUUUUUCUUUUAAUUUGAAUUUUUUCUGGAUUUCUAUUAGUUUGUUAGGUGGGUUUUUGGUUAGAUUGGUUUGUUUGCGUCAGACUGAUUUGAAGUCAUUAGUUGCUUAUUCUUCUGUUGCUCAUAUGGGUAUUGUUGUUUGUGGUAUUAUGACUGUCAAUUAUUGGGGGUUUUGUGGUUCUUAUGUUUUGAUGAUUGCUCAUGGUUUAUGUUCUUCUGGUUUGUUUUGUCUUGUUAAUAUUGUUUAUGAGCGGACGGGUAGUCGUAGUUUAUUGGUUAAUAGGGGUUUAAUGUGUUUGAUACCCAGAAUGUCUAUAUGGUGGUUUUUAUUGAGAUCUUGUAAUAUAGCAGCUCCUCCUUCUUUGAAUUUGUUAGGUGAGGUUGUUUUAUUUAGAAGUUUGAUUUCUUGGUCUUGGUUGACUAUAUUGAUGUUGGGGGGUUUGUCUUUUUUUGGUGCUGCUUAUACUUUAUAUAUAUAUUCUUAUAGUCAGCAUGGUAGUUUUUAUUCGGGUAUUUAUUCAUGUUCAAUGUUUUAUGUUCGUGAAUUUUUAUUGGUUUUUUUGCACUGGUUUCCAUUAAAUUUGUUUAUUUUGUUUAGAGAUGUCGUUUCUUUUUGGUUAUAA
Molecule: messenger RNA, 1338 nt
Organism: Zootermopsis nevadensis
Lineage: Eukaryota; Metazoa; Arthropoda; Insecta; Blattodea; Termopsidae
Source: the annotation of a RefSeq genome assembly